AUGACGACGAUGCUGUUUUCCAGCACCACAGUCGACACUAAGGAGGGUAAAGUAGCAGUAGUUGCCGACAAUGCACCUGACACGGACUGCUCCCUCAGCAAUAAAGAAUCCGAGGACAGCCAAUACCUAACUCUUGAUAGCAGUGACAGAUCAAGCACCAUUCCCAUGACAAAAUGUCCAACCAGUAGACGGGACAUUGGUAAAGAGAUGACGCGUCCAGAAGGUCCAGAAGACCAGGGAAGAGGUGACCCUGGAAAUGGUAUGAUGAUUACAACAUCAAUUCAAGAGGAUCUCAAGCUCAAUGGGAGACCAAAUGUUGGUCUAGUUGUCGACAAUGCACCUGACACGGACUGCUCCCUCAGCAAUAAAGAAUCCGAGGACAGCCAAUACCUAACUCCUGUAGUUGCCGACAAUGCACCUGACACGGACUGCUCCCUCAGCAAUAAAGAAUCCGAGGACAGCCAAAACCUAACUCUUGUUGCCGACAAUGCACCUAACACGGACUGCUCCCUCAGCAAUAAAGAAUCCGAGGACAGCCAAUACCUAACUCCUGAUAGCAUUGACAGCCCAAGCACCAUUCCAAUGACAACAAGUCAAACAACUUUAGAGAACAAUAGCAGUGUCAGCCCAAGCACCAUUCCAAUGACAACAAGUCAAACAUCUUCAGAGACCAAUAGUGGUGACAGCCCAAACACCAUUCCAAUGACAACAAGUCAAACAACUUCAGAGACCACUGUGAGUCUCAAUGAAUACACCUACUGCGACAGUGUUGGUGCGACCCCAUAUAGGAAAGAAACUGCAGUUGUCGACAAUGCACCUAACACGAACUGCUCCCUCAGCAAUAAAGAAUCCGAGGACAGCCAAUACCUAACUCCUGUUGCCGACAAUGCACCUAACACGGACUGCUCCCUCAGCAAUAAAGAAUCCGAGGACAGCCAAUACCUAACUCCUGAUCCGGAUUCCCCACUUCUGCUCACCUCACAGCCAAAGUUGGCAGAAGAAGGAGAGCUGUUUACUCUGUCAUGUAGAGACAGCGGAGAUAGCAGUGACAGAUCAAGCACCAUUCCCAUGACAAAAUGUCCAACAACUAUGGAGACCAACAGCACUGCGUCAACGACUGAUCAACAAACUAAGGAAAUGACGACGAUGCUGUUUUCCAGCACUACAGUCGUCACUAAGGAGGGUAAAGUAGCAGGUUUGUGUACGAAGAAGAUUGUAAUUCAAACCAACUUGAUGCCCUAA
Messenger RNA from Haliotis rufescens (red abalone), 1242 nucleotides. RefSeq names its product dentin sialophosphoprotein-like. The transcript has 17 exons. The coding region runs from base 1 to 1242 and encodes 413 amino acids. The record is from RefSeq and is a predicted model, not a curated record. Lineage: Eukaryota; Metazoa; Mollusca; Gastropoda; Lepetellida; Haliotidae.